GCCCGCGGCGGAGGUGCAGGGCUGGAGCCCUCCCGAUUAACGUGACGGUGUCAGGUGGAUCGACAGCCAUCUCACUGCCCCUCUGUAGGGGGUUGCUGAGAGUGCAGAGGCAUGGAGGAGAGUAAGCAUGAGGCAGUGAACCAAGCUCAUUUCCUCUUUGACCGGUUUGUCCAGGCCACCACCUGCAAGGGAACCCUCAGGGCCUUCCAAGAGCUCUGUGACCACCUGGAACUGAAGCCGAAGGACUACCGUUCUUUCUAUCACAAGCUGAAGUCCAAGCUUAACUACUGGAAAGCCAAAGCCCUCUGGGCAAAGUUAGACAAGCGUGGCAGUCACAAAGACUUCAAAAAGGGAAAAGCAUGCACUAACACCAAGUGUCUCAUCAUUGGAGCUGGCCCCUGUGGUCUCCGCACAGCCAUUGACUUAUCCUUAUUGGGAGCCAAGGUGGUUGUUAUUGAAAAACGAGAUGCCUUCUCCCGCAACAAUGUCUUGCAUCUCUGGCCAUUCACCAUACAUGAUCUGCGAGGUCUGGGUGCCAAGAAGUUCUAUGGCAAGUUCUGUGCUGGAGCCAUUGACCAUAUCAGUAUCCGUCAGCUCCAGCUAAUACUUUUGAAAGUAGCCUUGAUCCUAGGCAUUGAAAUCCAUGUCAGUGUGGAAUUCCAGGGACUUGUACAGCCUCCAGAGGACCAAGAGAAUGAACGGAUAGGUUGGCGGGCACUGGUGCGCCCUAAGACUCAUCCUGUGUCAGAGUAUGAGUUUGAAGUGAUCAUCGGUGGGGACGGCCGUAGGAACACCUUGGAAGGAUUUCGUCGGAAAGAAUUUCGUGGCAAACUGGCCAUUGCCAUUACAGCGAAUUUUAUUAACCGAAAUACAACGGCAGAAGCCAAAGUGGAAGAAAUAAGUGGUGUGGCUUUUAUAUUCAACCAAAAAUUUUUCCAGGAACUGAGGGAAGCCACAGGUAUUGAUUUGGAGAACAUCGUCUACUACAAAGAUGACACGCACUAUUUUGUUAUGACAGCCAAAAAGCAGAGUUUACUGGACAAAGGGGUGAUACUGCAUGACUACGCUGACACAGAGCUCUUGCUCUCCCGAGAGAAUGUGGACCAAGAGGCUCUGCUGAACUACGCCAGGGAGGCGGCAGACUUCUCUACCCAGCAGCAGCUGCCGUCUCUGGAUUUUGCCAUCAAUCACUAUGGACAGCCCGACGUGGCCAUGUUUGACUUCACUUGCAUGUAUGCCUCCGAGAACGCUGCCUUGGUGCGGGAGCAGAACGGACACCAGUUACUAGUGGCUCUGGUUGGGGACAGCCUCCUAGAGCCUUUCUGGCCAAUGGGAACAGGAAUAGCCCGGGGCUUUCUAGCUGCUAUGGACUCUGCCUGGAUGGUACGAAGUUGGUCUCUAGGAACAAGCCCCUUGGAAGUCCUGGCAGAGAGGGAAAGUAUUUAUAGGUUGCUGCCGCAGACAACCCCUGAGAAUGUGAGUAAAAACUUCAGCCAGUACAGCAUCGACCCGGUCACUAGGUAUCCCAAUAUUAACAUCAACUUCCUCCGGCCAAGCCAGGUGCGCCAUUUAUAUGAUACUGGAGAAACGAAAGAUAUUCAUCUGGAAAUGGAGAACCUGGUAAACUCUCGAACUACCCCAAAGUUGACUCGCAAUGAGUCGGUAGCUCGUUCAAGCAAACUGCUGAGCUGGUGCCAAAGGCAGACAGAUGGCUACACAGGCGUAAAUGUGACAGAUCUCACCAUGUCUUGGAAGAGUGGCUUGGCCCUCUGUGCGAUUAUCCAUAGAUACCGCCCAGAUCUGCUAGAUUUUGAUUCUUUGGAUGAGCAAAAUGUGGAGAAGAAUAACCAGCUGGCCUUUGAUAUUGCUGAGAAGGAACUGGGCAUUUCUCCCAUCAUGACAGGCAAAGAGAUGGCCUCUGUCGGGGAGCCCGACGCGCUGUCCAUGGUGAUGUACCUGACCCAGUUCUACGAGAUGUUUAAGGACUCGCUGCCCUCCAGGGACACCUUGGACCUGAAUGCCGAGGAGAAAGCAGUCCUGAUAGCCAGCACCAAAUCGCCCAUCUCCUUCCUCAGCAAACUUGGGCAGACCAUCUCUCGGAAGCGUUCUCCCAAGGAUAAAAAGGAAAAGGACUUGGAUGGUGCUGGAAAGAGGAGAAAGACCAGUCAGUCAGAGGAGGACGAAGCUCCCCAUGGCUGCAGAGUGGAAAGGCCAGCACUGGUGAGCACUCUGACGGACAGGAGGAUGGAUGCUGCUGCUGGGAACCAGAACAAAGUGAAGUAUAUGGCGACGCAGCUGCUGGCCAAAUUUGAAGAGAGCGCGCCCCCUCUGUCCACCGGCAUAAGGAGACAGGGCUCCAUGAAGAAGGAAUUCCCACAGAACUUAGGAGGCAGCGACACGUGCUAUUUCUGCCAGAAGCGGGUCUACGUGAUGGAGAGGCUGAGUGCCGAGGGCAAGUUCUUCCACCGGAGCUGUUUCAAGUGCGAGUACUGCGCCACCACCCUGCGCCUCUCGGCCUAUGCCUACGACACGGAGGACGGUAAAUUCUACUGUAAACCACACUACUGUCACAGACUCUCUGGCUACGCACAGAGGAAGAGACCAGCAGUGGCCCCCCUGUCUGGAAAGGAGGCUGGAGGACCCCUGCAGGACGGCACUGCUGCAGAUGUGCACGGACGGGCCAGCAUCGCCGCCAGCUCGGCUGGGAGAGCCCCAGGUUCAGGUGUGAAUGGCCUGGAGGAACCCAGCACUGCCAAGAGGCCAAGGGGCACUCCCGAGAGGAUCGAGCUGGAGAACUACCGCCUGUCGCUGAAGCAGGCAGAGGAGCUGGAGGAGGUGCCCGAGGAGACGCAGGCAGAGCACAACCUGAGCAGUGUGCUGGACAAGGGCGCAGAAGAGGACGUAGCCAGCAGCAGUUCCGAGUCUGAGAUGGAGGAGGAGGAGGAGGAGGAGGAGCAGGACGAGCCACGGCUGCCCACCUCCGACCUGGGCGGCGUUCCUUGGAAGGAGGCCGUGAGGAUCCACGCUCUUCUGCAGGGGAAGAGUGGGGAGGAGCUAGAGGCCUUGACAAGCUUCGAGCCCGGGGAUGAGGAGGAGGAGGAGGAGGACUACGAUGACGACUACGAGGAGGAGGACGAGGAGGAGGAGUCCAGCGAAGCUGGGAGCCAGCGGCUGGAGGAGGUCUUAAACCCAGCUGGUCCCUUGGAGAUCCAGGCUGACGUGCACUGGACACACAUUCGUGAGACAGAGCAGCAGGAGAGGACGGCGUCAACCCCCGAGUCCUCUGCCUCCAGAGUCCCAUCAGAUGAGGACGACCUGAAAGAAGAUGUGGACUCGGAGCUGGCAGAGAUAGAAGGCGAGGCAGUGGAAGAGGGGGACCCAGGGGACACUGGCGCUGAGCUGGACGAUGAUCAGCAGUGGUCUGACGACACUCCAUCAGAUGCUGAAGCGGAGCCUCACGCACGGCACCUGGCUGAGGCGGGAGUGGAGCUAGAGCCGAGGCUAUCGGGAAAUGAGGAGGAAGAGCCACUCGCCUUGCCAAAGCGACAAGAGAGAGAUCCUGCCCAAGCCUCCAGUCCUCUCUGGUCCCCUCAGGAACCAGCUGUUCUGUCUACUCCAGUCCACAGCCCCACGGCAGAGGGGGCCCGAGUCCCUCCUGCCUCUGCUGGCACCAAGGUGAGAUCACCUGAGAAGCACCUUUUCCCGGAGGCUUCGCUCCCCAGAGAGCAGCCCAGAGCUGAAGCCCUUGGUGAUCAGAAGGCAGUGCCCGCUCCCAUCCGAUCUCAGCCAGGGGCUCUGCCAGAAGCCAAGACUCCUACCUCACCACUUAGUUCGCAGCACCUGUCACCGCUGGCCCCCUCCAUUUCCACCCCGCUCCCCAUCUGCUCCCAGCCACAGCCUGCCUCCGAGGUCACCGUGCCAUCCCCCACCAAGUCCCCCAUAUGCUUCCAACCUGUUGCUGCCAAAACCUCCACCCCACUGACCCCACUCCCCAAGAAGAGCCCAGGUGACACCAAGGACAGACUGAGCAGCCCUCUUGCUGUGGAUGAGGCCCUCAAACGCAGUGACCUGGUGGAGGAGUUCUGGAUGAAGAGCGCCGAGAUCCGCCGCAGCCUCGGGCUCAUGCCUGUGGAUCGCAGCAAGGGGCCCGAGCCCCGCUUCCCCUCGCCCCUCUUCCCCUCGCCCCUCUUCAAACCUGUGUCCCUAAAAUCCUGUUCAGUUGAGAAGUCCCCCCAGGAUGAGGGGCUCCAUCUUCUCAAGCCUCUGCCUGCUCCUAAAAGGCUGGGCCUGCCCCAGUCAGAUGGUGACCAGCCCUCGCCGCUGACACUUAAGUCGCCAUCUGACAGAGAACCGAAGAGCUCCCACGAGGACCGGAGGGACCUGUCCAGCAGCUCCGGCCUGGGCCUGCAAGGGAGCUCCUCCAACAUGAAGACCCUGGGCAGCCAAAGCUUCAACACCUCAGACUCCACCAUGCUCACGCCCCCCUCCAGCCCACCCCCACCCCCACCCCCAGGCGAGGAGCCUGCCACCCUCCAGAGGAAGCCACCUCCACCAAGCAGGCAGAAGGAGGCUGAGCCCAAGGCCUCAGCCGUCCCGCCAGCCCCACCUGCCGUGGUCAUGCGGCCCCCCCGAGAGCCUGCACAACCCCCCAGAGAGGAGGUGCGGAAGUCCUUUGUGGAGAGUGUGGAUGAGAUCCCCUUUGCUGAUGACGUGGAGGACACCUACGAGGACAGGACUGAGGACUCAAGUCUGCAGGAGAGAUUCUUCACACCCCCGUCCUGCUGGCUCCGGUCUGAGACACCCCUCCAGCCACCUCUGGCCAAGGAGAAUGGUCGGCUGCCUGCUCUGGAGGGUGGGGUCCAACUGCAGAAGAGGGGGCUGCCCUUGGUCUCCCCAGAAGCCAAGGAGCUGGCUGAGGAGCGCAUGCGGGCCAGGGAGAAGUCUGUGAAGAGCCAGGUGCUGAGGGACGCCAUGGCCAAGCAGCUGAGCAGGAUGCAGGGCAUGCAGAUGGCUGUGGGGACCCCCAGGCCCCGCAAGGCAUCCUCGGUGCCCUCUCAGGGCAAGGAACUUGGGUCUGAGUCCCCCAAACGCCCAUUUCUCAAAGGCUCUAAGGAGCCUGCCCUGAAGCAUGAAGCCACCAGCAAGGAGGUCAUCUCCCCUCCAUCGGACUCAGGAGGCCCAGACGGUUCUGUCACCUCCUCUGAGGGUUCCAGUGGAAAGAGCAAGAAGAGGUCAUCCCUCUUCUCCCCACGCAGAAAUAAGAAGGAGAAGAAGUCUAAAGGUGAGGGCCGGACCCCAGAGAAGCCCAGCCCACACCUCCUGGAGGAGGCAGCUGCCAAGCCUAGGUCCUUGUGGAAGUCGGUCUUCUCCGGGUACAAGAGGGACAAGAAGACGAAGGGCGAUGACAAAUCCUGCUCCAGUACCCCUUCCAGUGGUGCCACGGACGGCUCCGGCAAGGCCAGGACAUCUCCCAUCAUGAGAGCAGAGCUGCAGCUCCGGCGCCAGCUGAGCUUCUCAGAGGACUCCGACCUCUCCAGUGACGAUAUCCUCGAGCGGUCCUCCCAGAAGUCCAAGCGAGAGCCAAGAACCUACACAGAGGAGGAACUGAAUGCCAAGCUGACCCGGCGCGUGCAGAAGGCAGCUCGGAGGCAGGCCAAGCAAGAGGAGCUCAAGCGGCUGCACCGAGCCCAGAUUAUCCAGCGGCAGCUGGAGCAGGUGGAGGAGAAGCAGCGGCAGCUGGAGGAGCGAGGUGUGGCCGUGGAGAAGGCGCUCCGUGGAGAAGCAGGCAUGGGCAAGAAGGAUGAUCCCAGGCUGAUGCAGGAGUGGUUCCGGCUGGUGCAAGAGAAGAACGCCAUGGUGCGCUAUGAGUCGGAGCUGAUGAUUUUCGCCCGGGAACUGGAGCUGGAGGACCGGCAGAGCCGCCUGCAGCAGGAGCUCCGGGAGCGCAUGGCCGUGGAGGAUCACCUGAAGACCAAGGAGGAGUUGUCAGAGGAGAAGAAGAUCCUGAACGAGAUGCUGGAGGUGGUCGAGCAGAGAGACUCCCUGGUGGCCCUGCUGGAGGAGCAGCGGCUCCGGGAGAAGGAGGAGGACAAAGACCUGGAGGCCGCCAUGCUGUCGAAGGGCUUCAGCCUGAACUGGUCCUGAGCUCCGGCCCAUGCUCCCUGGUUGGUCUGUCAGCAUCUGCCUGCCCAGGCUGCAGCUCCCACACCCCUCAGAUCCUAGAUCUGAGAAGGCCUGGCACCUCCUGGGGGUUCACACCCAGAUGCCCACGUGCCUCUUGAAAAGUGGAGCCAAGUCCCCAUGCGCUGCAGGAAACCCCAGGUGACAAUGAUUAUCUGAGGUGGCUCCACCUGCUGGGAGGAGGCCCACCUGGACUUCCCGCCCAGGAGAGGAGCACGGAGCAUCUGAGGCAUGACGUGGAGAUCCCACAUGCUCCCCGAGGACACGCUGCUGGCGCCCUUUCUCUGCUGGCACAUUUGGUAAGAGAAGGAAGCUGUGCCCUCUCUGUCGCCCACAGCCCCACAGAGCACACCUCCACGCAGCCGUCUUCACGCUCCUUGAAGCACCACCAAAGAAAUGAAAAAGACCCCCACACAAGCAAGACGGGAAUCGAGACCCAGGAGAAGGGCAGUGGCCGUCAGGUCAGUGCCCACCCUGGCAUCGCAGGGCAAGCUGAGGGGCGGCGGGCCCUGGAUUCAUUAUGCAAGUGAGGGGCGCAGAGGGGUCUGCUCUCCAGCCCCCACCUCACCGGACCCGCGUGGCCAAACACCCCAAGUCUCUCUGGCUGUGGCCUGAGGCCUGUGGAUUGCUGCAUUUUGCUUUUAGGUCACAACUGUUUUGACACUGGAAAACACUGACUUUGGGGGACCAGGGGGAGACCCUGCAUUUCAAGCCCCCAGUUGACAGGCGUUGUCACUUCAGCGCUUUACAUUGGGGCAGGAAAUGGCGUUUUUCCUGUGUUUGCACAUUGAAAUGAAGCUGACGACCUGCAGGAUGCUCAGCUGCUUCAGACCCUUUUUGUCAAUUAACUUAUUUUUUUAAUACUUGAAAAGGAUCAACUUCAUUUUUAUAUCUUUACUAGAGACACUGAUCAGCUGCACCUGGGAAUAGGAGACAGAGCGGUCUCUGGUGCAUCUUGCGCAGUGUGAUCCCAAACUGAACGACCACUGGUUACAUGCGUCUAUUUAUCAGCCUUCUUCAUAGUGCUGUGACCUCGUUGGCGACGGGGGGCAGCUCGAGGCCCUCGGCGGCCCUCACUCACAGCUUUCCUGCCCCCUGCACAUGUGUCCUGCCUUCCCCCCACCCGGCCCCUGGUCUCGCUGUAGCACUGGCCCUUCUCACUUGUUCAGGACACCGCCGAGUGCCACUUGAGCCAGGCCAAAAGGAAGGAUGCCGCUCUUUUCUCUUCCUGUUGGAAUCAUGGCUCUGCCAAACCCAUUUUUUCUCAGUUUUGGUGCCAGAGCUUCACCCUCUUUGGCACAUACAUAAAAGCAAGUUUGGGGUGAGCCCUCUUCCCUGGCUGAAAUAAGGUAGGGUGGGAUGGGUGGUCAGUCUGGUGAUGAGAAUUCCCUCAGCCCAGCCUGAGAUCCAGCCAGACAGAAACGCACGUGUGACCGCAGCUGUUGGGUUGAGGCUGGUCUCACAAACAGCGGCUCCAUGCCUCACCUCCGGAGCACUGUGGGAACCUCCCCAUUCUAGGACCUUGGGGCAGCAGGGAUGGUUGGUGCUGGUUAGCCUGCUCUUAAGCCGAACCAUCCGUCUCUUAAUGGUUCAUCCAGGGACUGGCUAUGCGCAGCUCCUGAGGCCUCUGGCUGAGAAAAUCCGGUGAGGGGUAGUACUUAUCUGAUGAGAAUUUGCACACAGCCAGCCUGGGGAGGGUUCUGUCUGCUGGCUGCGGAGGGUUGCCCGUGCAGAGAGAAGAGACAGGAGGUGCUUCAAGGCGUGCUGAGGGAAGGACAGGGUGCGCGUCUGUGCUGACCUUGGAAUUUCUGCAGGGAACCAACCGUGCCUCAACUGCAACAUUUGUCCUGAGUGCAAAGGAGCAAGGAACCUGUCUUAUUCUUCGCUUUGUCCAAAGCUGCCACCUCUCUUGUGUGGAAAUCCAGAUGUGCUGCUAGCAACCUUCACAGCUCUGACUUCUUCACCUCCUGUUUUCUGAUGAGGCAAAGCCACUAUUUUUACUCUUUUCUUAGAAAGGGGGAGAGGAGAGUGUUCCAGAUUCCAUCUUCAAACCCCAUCUUCUAGUAAAAUUGGACUUGGGACAGGACUUUCAUUGUCCAUGUGGCCUUUUCCCUGGCCCUCUCCCCCUCGAGUGCCAGCAUAGCCAGGCAAGCCCAGCAGAGCGGCCUCCAAGAAGGGGGACGCCGUCUAGGAAGUGGCUUCCAAGGAGGCAGCAGCAGUGAUGUGCUGCUUCGCUGUAUCCUUCCAAAGCACACUGCUGCCUGCAGCUACUAGAAAGGGACUGAAGACCUUGCAGAGAGGCUUCUGGAAUCGGCUAGCCUGCAACAUGCUCCCCAGCUCUCCACUCCCACCAGUGUUAAGACUUCAGGUUCUAGUUGAGCACUUUUUUUUAAAGCUCCCAUUUUUAACCACUUGUUUGCAGUUGGUGUUAGUACGCUGGUGACCUGCUGCGUGAAGUGUUUUCCAGCUCUGGAAAUGCAUGCAGCUCUAGGCGGGUUUUCUUCCCUCAAAGGCAGGGAAGCAGGAUGUACAUACAUAUAUAUGCACAUGCAAAAUGCCAGAGCUCGCUGGAGUGGGCCCAGUGCAGGGCUACGUACAGUAGGGGUCCACAGGCAGCACCUGGGGGCAGGCGAAGGCAGCCCCGCUCCCAUGUUCAAGGCUGGUGGCCACUCCAGGUGGGCCUGUGCCCUAGCAGCUAUGUCCCAGCUGAUCUGACCAGCAAUGAUAGACUGUUCUUAACUCUUUCAAAAGAGAAGACAUGUUUCAGUGGGGCAGGAAGGAGAGUGAGUUAAAAAAAAAAUGCGAUAACAUCUGACCUACACAGGGUAACGGUCCAUUUUAUGCGCAAUAAAAAUUUUUAAAAGAAA
Messenger RNA from Galeopterus variegatus (Sunda flying lemur), 9047 nucleotides. It is a transcript of the gene MICAL3, whose product is annotated as microtubule associated monooxygenase, calponin and LIM domain containing 3. Bases 112 to 6144 code for a protein of 2010 amino acids. The record is from RefSeq and is a predicted model, not a curated record. NCBI's taxonomy places the organism in Eukaryota, Metazoa, Chordata, Mammalia, Dermoptera, Cynocephalidae. The transcript is spliced from 33 exons. Gene Ontology annotation, molecular function: FAD binding; protein binding.